Colias croceus (clouded yellow) is the source of this 1585-nucleotide messenger RNA. RefSeq lists its product as uncharacterized. The transcript is spliced from 4 exons. The coding region runs from base 572 to 1423 and encodes 283 amino acids. The record is from RefSeq and is a predicted model, not a curated record. Lineage: Eukaryota; Metazoa; Arthropoda; Insecta; Lepidoptera; Pieridae.
AACGGCCGAAAUUAAUAAUAUAUCCGUAAUCCAAGAUUAGAUUCGAUCGCAGAUAUUUGCAUAUCUAUGGAUCGAUCUCCUAUCCGCGUCCCAAUAACGAAAAGUGACAAACCAUCGCUAAGAUAUCCGGAGAUAUCAAGAUAUCCGUAGAUAACUUUUCCCUCUUUGACCAUUCCGUUUUAUGCAAAACCAAUACUUGAAUGCAUCGUUUAUUUCUAACUUAAAUUUCAAAAAUAAGUAUUACACGUAUCUAUAAUAAUUAUUUGGUACCUACUUUUUACUUUUGAUGUAUUUAUUGGGCUCUUAGAGUUUUAUACAGAUUAUAUUAUUACUGAUUAUUACCAAUUUUAAAUGUGAUAAAUCCUAAAAGAUCUGUUAAAACGGAACGUCACGCCUGCCUGUGCCCUGUUUUUGACAGAUGACAUGCCCGCCAAAACGCCUUCUACUGACGCAGGACGCUCUUUUUUCGCUGUAUUGGUUCCGACGAUAUCUGUUCAUAACUUUUAUAUAAACUUGCUGAUCAUUUUGUUAAAUUAUAUUCAUUGAUUUACAUAGAUUUUGUUAAAUAACAAUGGACUCUGAAGUGGUUCGAGGCAAACCUCUGACGAAGGAUGAGACAAAAUUAUUGCUGGGCUUAAUUGAGAGCAGCCCAAUAAUUUUGUCUAAAACAACAAACGCCGCCAGCAACAAGAUGAAAAAUGAGGAGUGGGUCAGCCUGACACACAAAUUUAAUGCCACUGCCUCUGUUUGUCGUCGAUCACCCCAGCAGCUGCGUUUAAAGUGGGAAAAUUUAAAGAAACUUGCUCGUAAACGCAGCACAAAAAUUAGGAUGAAUCGCAUCCAAACUGGCGGUGGCAUUCCAGAAUACAUUCCCCCGGAUGACAUUCUGGACAGAGUGGCUGAUUUACUGGGGAGUACUGCAAGCGGCUUUGUUGUGCAAUUUGGUGGUGACAAAGAGGAAGGAGUUUUUGUUUGUGCUGGUGCUGGUGAUGGUGGUGGUGGUGGUGAUGGUGAUGAUACUUGCGAUGGGGCUGGGCAGGCUAGGGUGCUGCCGGUGGAAUCAAUACCAGUGUUGGUAGACACAGGUAUUGGUACUACCAUGCCAGUAACCGUAUAUGAUACAAAUAGUACUUCAUUUCCAUUAUCUAUAGUUAAUGGUAGUCUUAUAUCAGAAAAAACUAUAGAUAAUGCCACUAAUCAUGAAGCUAGUAAACUACACACACCCAAGAGGCUUACAUUGAGUUCGCCUAGAAUAGGUAAGAAGAAACUCAAAAGUACGGAUGGCAGCAGUUCUGCUCGAAAUUUUGCAAUAGCAGAAUAUUAUACUGCCAAAAAACAAUGCUUAGAUGCUAAGAAAGAAUUCAUUUUAUUACAGAAUGAAAAAUUAAAAUUAGAAAUUGAAAAACUUAGAGGUGGUCAAUGAAAACCAAAUCACCUUCUCAAUUUUUCAUUUUCUAUUUUUUUUUAAUUCUGUAAUAAUAUUAUUAUGAUAGCAUCUAAUCAUAGUUUUUUGGUAGCAUACAGAUGGUGUAUGAAUUCAUUUUUAUUUCUAUGUGAAUAAAAAAUAAAAUAUUUCAAUACUAUA